Molecule: messenger RNA, 2145 nt
Organism: Thyridium curvatum
Lineage: Eukaryota; Fungi; Ascomycota; Sordariomycetes; Thyridiales; Thyridiaceae
Exons: 2
Coding region: 1-2145 (714 amino acids)
Biological process (GO): transcription initiation at RNA polymerase III promoter
Cellular component (GO): transcription factor TFIIIC complex
Source: RefSeq, a predicted model, not a curated record
AUGGCAGCCGUAGCAGCGACCACAUCUCAGGGCCAAGGUGUGGCUUUCGCCAACGGAGAUCCGAGAGGCCAUGCUCCAGUCUAUCCCAUUCCUGAUACAAAGAUUACCGCUCUGGAACACCCAAUGAUCAUCAAAGAUGUCGACAAAGCCAUACAGACCUUUGGCCGGAAUCCCAACCUCUCAUCCAUCAUCGACGACUCGGGGCCGCACGUCUCGGUCCCCUUGUAUCUGCGCUAUGAUAACCCAGUCACGCGGCCUAUUGUAUCGCACGCGGCUGCAUCACAUAAUGUCGUUCUCAAAGUCACUGUCCCCAAGAGGACAGGCAGGAAGCGAAAGCGAGGCUCUGAUGGUCCCUGGACCGGGCCAUCGAUCUCAAACGGCGAACAAACUCAAGCACCCCCACCUGGCCCGACUGUCACCUCGGUGUCUAGAAAUGACGACCCUCGACUUCUUCGGCGAAAGCUUGCGGACAAUGUCGGAAGCUACAGCGUCGAGUCCGUCGGUCUGAUCAAGCAGACCCACCGUUAUCGAGGACUGACGGACUUCCAGCAGUCCAUAACCAACGCCCCCUUCAUGUCUGAGUUCAUCAAUCAAGUUGUCCCCGGUGAUGUCACAAAACUGCGCAACUUCAAGUUCGGGUCGAGAACGACAUCACCCCCUCCAAACGUUGAGCUGCCACCUCCUCCCACAGUCACCAACAUCACACUGCCGUUUCCUUACUUCUACACACAAAACCCUCACGUACGCGAAGUCGCCGAUAAGGACGGCCUACCACGUAUCAUCAAUACUAGUGCUCUUCAGACCACCAGCGGGUACGUCCUGAAGUAUGAUCAUUACCCAGCACCUUCAGGGCCUUCGAGGCCACCGGAUCGAUCUGAUCCGCAGAUGGCAAUUGUGCUCGCAGAGAUCGAGAAAGCGAUGAACGCUCGACCCAUCUGGACACGCCGCGGCCUCAUCAACAGCCUUAGCGAUAUGGCAGGCGCAAACCAGAUUUCUGCCAAUCUUAUCAGGAAGGCAAUCCCGUUUGUCGGCUACCAGUUCAAGGGUGGUCCAUGGCGAGACUCUCUGGUCCGCUACGGCGUUGAUCCUAGGAAAGACCCCUCUUAUCGCAAGUACCAAACCCUCAUAUUCAAGCUGCGCUUCUCAGACACGGGUGGAUCUGGCCAGACCUGGCAGAGCAUCCGUGCAGCCGACGUCGGGGAGACGAAACGUGCGCCCACGGAUAACGACCGUGACGACAGCCACAUCUUUGACGGCAAAAGCUUCUGUCGCGAUGGCAAGGUCUGGCAGGUCUGCGACAUUACUGACCCGAUGCUGGCGGAGCUCUUCGCCAAUGCCGAGGUCCGCGAGACAGUCGACGAAUUCGGCAGCGGCUGGUAUCACCGUGGUCUCUGGGCCAAGGCCAAGGCGAUUAUGAAGCACAAGAUGAAGACGAUUCAUUUCGGCCGGAGUCUGAACCCAGAAGACUACCAGGCCGCCCUGAGGGUGCCGGAUCGCACGCCAGAGCCCGGCUCCAAGUCGAUCAGCAUCCCUCUGCCGGAUCUGAACUUGACCGAAGAAGAGACAAGGACAUACAACAUCCGCAAAUUUCACCACGGCCUCCACCAGCGACCCCGCGAUCGGACCGGGACUGCCUACCGUGUGCCCAUCCCCAAGGGAGGGGCGGAACAGAAGACCUCGCCUUCCGCGGCCGGUGCUUCCAGCGAAGGGGGUUCUGAGGUAGCCAGUCCCAGCACCGACGUGGCUGCAGAAGAUCGCCUGCCUACUGUGCUUGAAGAGGUUUCAGGUGAUGGAAAUGAUGACGACGGCAGUAGCAGCGAUGACGGCAGCACGACCAGCAGCAGCGGCGGCGAUGAGAGUGAUGAGGAUGGCCAAGAAUUAGAGCAGGAGAUGGAAGACGAGGAGGAGGAGGGGAUGGUUUUGGAGGAGGGAGGGGAGAAUGCGGAAGGAGAUGAAGAGGUUGUAGAUGAAGACGAGGAGGAGGAGGAGGAAGGUGAUGAAGAAGAUGAAGGGGACGAAGAAGACGAGGAAGACGAAGAUGAACAAGACUAUGACGAGGAUGAGGACAUGGAGGGCGGCAGAGACGAGUACGGGAAUGAUCAGUACGAGGAAGAAGGAUUCUCUAGCGGAGGUGAGUACGCAUAA